Messenger RNA from Silurus meridionalis, 1745 nucleotides. It is a transcript of the gene ptcd2, whose product is annotated as pentatricopeptide repeat domain 2. Bases 237 to 1388 code for a protein of 383 amino acids. Gene Ontology annotation, biological process: mitochondrion organization; regulation of mRNA processing; multicellular organism development. The transcript has 10 exons. Gene Ontology annotation, cellular component: mitochondrion. The record is from RefSeq and is a predicted model, not a curated record. NCBI's taxonomy places the organism in Eukaryota, Metazoa, Chordata, Actinopteri, Siluriformes, Siluridae. Gene Ontology annotation, molecular function: RNA binding; protein binding.
UUUGGGAGAUCUUAUAUGGCGCCAAAAACGGGGGGAGUUUUGCUUUAGUAAAAUGUAAAAAGAAUCUCUCAGUAUAGUUAACAUAAUUUAUUUGUCGAAUGAUAGGAACGAUUUGUAAUUACACAUUUUAAAACGUACACACAUUAAAGACACGACAAAUUUCAAUAUAUAAGCAGGCACUUGCCGUGAAUAGACUGCUGCUCUACGACUCGUUUUGGUAUAACCCAGGACCAAAGAUGGCGCUGCGCGGAUUGAGUUGCUGUGUUCCGUUUGUACUCCGUCAAUGUAAUUCAACAAGGUUAACAGUAUUACAUGCGCCAGUGAAAUUUAACUGGUUUACAUGCAGAGUUGAAGCCAGGCGUUAUCUAUUGUCAGAGGAUGUGGUGAGGCUGGAAGAUUUUCAGAAGACGAAACUUGCUGUGGCCCGACAAUUAUCUGGAUCAAAAGGGCAUUUCUUUAAUACAUUGAAUCAGAAAAUAGAAACUAAUCAAUUGAUCCUGAAGGAUGAACUGAAGCUGCUUCUCCUUCUCUGUCAAACACCUGAGGAUAUGGUUUUGGCUAGAAAUGCGAUCUACAGGUACCAUGCGGAAAAUGUUAAUAUGGCAUUUGGAGAGUUCAGAUUUGGACCUGUGUUUAUGAGGCUGUGUUACGAACUCGGCCUGGCAGAUUUAGCACUCAAUACACUAACUGAUAAGAGGCUGAAAGGAUUCUUUCCAGACUGUACAUCCUUUAAUCUGGCCCUAGACCUGCUCUUCAGUAAAGGACACUUUGAAGGUGCGUUGGAGCUGUUUGGGGAGAUGAAGGCCCAAGGUGUUGCUUUCAACAAGGAUACCUUUACAUUGGCAUUUGCUACCUGCUACAAGCUAAACACCCCCAGGUCAUACCAGAUCUGCUUGGCCCUGCUGGAAGAAGGUCAGGCCAAAGCCAGCUUUAUUCCUAGACAUGCUUAUUGCAUUGCAGUUGCCUUUGCCCUCACGCAGGAUGACGUUAAGCGAGCGCAGAGUAUCUACUCUCAGAUCAUGAAUACAGAAAGCAGACUGUGCCAAAACCUGAGAGUUCUUCUGUUGGCCAAGGCAGGAUCAAUGAAUGACGCAGUCUCCAUCCUCACAGCGGCUCUGCUCUCUGACAGUUUACAGUUAGUAAAGAAGCCAGACUUCUGCCAGGAAGUGGUUGAUGUGCUGAGAGAGAGAAGUAAAAAUGGGCCAUGGAGUGUGCAAGUCGAGCGUCUGUUUAAGAAGCUUAAGGAUGCAGGUCAAGUGAACCCACAAAAACUGGAGCACUUGCUGUACCGAACUCCUACAGGGAAAAGGAAGCUUUUGUCUUUUCUGAAGGAGGGGAACAGAAGGACCAGCAGCCGAAGGACUCUGAGACCACUGCUGUCAGAGUGAAGACACACACACACACACACACACACACACACACACACACACACACACACACACACACACACAAUGGCCACUGCUGACGUUAAUAAACAAGGAGUAGUGCAUACUGGUGCAUCUGUACAUGUGAUGUAUGUGAUCUAUUCAGUGUCCUAAAAACAUCAAGUUGUUGGUGUUCGAAUUAACGGUUUCUUGCAGUUUGUAUACUGUGAGAAUUGUGAGGAGAAAAUUAAUUCUCAAAUUGAGAGUAUGGUUUCUGUCAAGAUAUUUUUCCCUUAUUCAUAGGCUGCAUUUGUUAAAGUGCAUUGAUGUAUUGAAAUUGUUUUCCUUACAUUUAAAAACAAUAAAUGCAAUAAAAUUAAA